CGGUUAUUUGCACAUGUAGCUAGAUGCGAUACAGGCCUAACGUUUCAAGGACGCGGUAGUUAAACCUAACCUCACAUCAAACUCUUGAACUUCCGUCAUUUGUUUUUCAGGGUCAGCAAAAGUUACAAUAAUUCAUUGCACACUCAUUUUUAGAAAUGUAUCGUAAUAGUGCCAUAUUGCCGAAAUGAAUGAGGUCGCAAGUGACUUCAAAACUCCGAUUCGAAACAAAUGAAGUCUAUACCCCGGGUCAUACUAUGUGCAACAGGACUAGUAUCUGUCUCUAUUUUAUUCCUGAUAACUAUGCCAGUUGAAAGAGAAGCUAACGUAGUGGGUUGGUCAUACAACACCACUCGUAACACGACCAAUUACAUCCCAGUAUCGGGCAAUUGGACUGCAUCAUUAGCUCCUGAACGUGGCGUUUGUGAUCGGCCGAGUCUUCUUGUGAUGAUGGUAUGUUCGGCGCCUGCAAACAUUGAGGCGCGUCAGGCGAUCAGAGACACCUGGGGAUCUGACAAGAAGAUACAGGGACAUAACUUGUCGGCGUAUUUUCUUGUAGGGGAGACUAACAAUAUUUCUAUGCAGGUAUUUAAUGUGGAAGCAUCCUAUCUGAGGAGUCAUCAGAGAUGUCAGGUUUGAUUGCAGUGUUUCAACAGUGUUCAUAUUGAAAAUGGAAUGAAUUGAAUUGACAAUAUCGCAUCAGCAAAGAAUGAAUGCCAGAAGUAAAUAUUUGCUGUUUAUUGUAUUUACUUGCACCAAUACGAAUUUAUGUUAAAUCUUUUUCAGAAAUAAAUA
Molecule: messenger RNA, 792 nt
Organism: Acanthoscelides obtectus
Lineage: Eukaryota; Metazoa; Arthropoda; Insecta; Coleoptera; Chrysomelidae
Source: the annotation of a GenBank genome assembly